Molecule: messenger RNA, 2337 nt
Organism: Dracunculus medinensis (Guinea worm)
Lineage: Eukaryota; Metazoa; Nematoda; Chromadorea; Rhabditida; Dracunculidae
Source: the annotation of a GenBank genome assembly
AUGGCAAAAUAUAAAAAAGGAAAAGAUGCAAAAUAUGCGGAAACAGUUGAAGCAGAUGAAGCGGAAUGUACUGAUUUCGACGACGGACUACAUGUUAAGGGUUUCAAUGAAAAUGAUAUUCCAGUACAUCAAUCCGUUUUCCAUAUUUCCUUUCAACCAUUCUCAGCAAUUAAUUCUUCACUAUUAACAGAUGAUUUUGAAGUAACUAAAGCAUCAUUCGAUGAAUUUGGUUUUCGUAUCGACGAGGAUGCAUCUAUUGUUGAUUACAAAACUAUCGAAAUUCCUCAAGAUCGCAUUCGUUGGGUUGCACAUAUAGAAUUUUCACAUAAUGUUGAAGACGAUUUAACAUGGUCAAAAGUGGAUAUAAAUCGGCUUGACAGCAGUAAAACUAUGGAACUUUUGCGAGAAAUUGGAAUCGCUCAUUCUUUACGACCCUUUCUAUGGCCGAGAUUUUGUGGUGCUAUCAAGAAACGUGAUUCAAGUUCUUUCAGUUAUGCUGAUGUCGUUAAACAAAGUAUUAAAGAUCAUCCAUCGAUAAUUGCACAAAUUGAAAAAGAUCUUCUCAGAACAUUACCUAACAAUAUAUGUUUUUGGAAAAAAGAGAGUAGAGGCAUAAAUUCACUGCGGACUGUUCUUCGUGCUGUUUCAUAUAUGUUUCCCGACAUAGGUUAUUGCCAAGGAAUGGGUGUUAUCGUUGCUUCGCUUUUAUUGUUUUGUUCCGAGGAAACCACUUUUUGGAUGAUGGCUACUCUCAUCGAAGAUAUUUUUCCUUCCAAUUAUUAUAGCAAAUCUCUUAUUGGACUUCAGGCAGAUGAAAGAGUUGUGCGACAAUUGAUGGCUGUUCAUUUGCCUGAAGUUGAUCGACUUUUAAAAGAUAACGAUGUGGAAAUGUCAUUGCUUAGUGUAAACUGGUUAUUAACUGCUUUUGCAUCUGUAUUCACUAUACGAGUAUUACUUAGAGUAUGGGAUUAUCUUUUUGUCGUUGGAGGAGUAACUAUUUUCAGGGUGAUAAUAUCUAUGCUGAAAAUGAAAGAAGAAGAGCUGUUGGAACUGAAUUCCGCAGAGAAUAUAUCAGCCGAACUUUUCAAUGCAUUAUCGCAAAUACCUUCAAGCAUUACCAGUCCAGAACAUUUGAUUGAAAUUUGCACGUCUUUUGAAUUCUCGAUAACUUCUGAACUGAUUGAGAAUUCAAGGCGACGACAUCAAGCAGUUUUGCUAGCUAAUCAUGGGUUAAUUAUAAAUCCAAAUAAGAACACUAAUCUACCUAAACAACGGAUACAACGUCGAGAAUUUAUCCGUUCAAAGAGUAUUAUUGAACAAUUAUUUGUUGUAUCUAAAGAGCAGUCCGAUGAUAAAAUGAAAAACAUUCGCCAAACUGAACUUAUUGUUGAUUUGCGCGAUGCUGUUAUCAGUAUUUGUCGUUAUUUUAUCGAAUGUGAUCCAUCGCUUGAAAAGGCCAUUAAUUUGCAGGCAGAUUAUUCAUUUGAUAAUAAUAAAAGUGAAGAAGAUGAAUUCUUGAAUGCAAAGCGAAGAGGUUAUCGACGUGCCAGAGCUCUUCUAGAUUUUGAACGUCAGGAUGAAGAUGAACUUGGUUUCAGAAAGAAUGAUCUUAUAACAAUUAUAUGUGAAAAAGAUGAACACUGUUGGGUUGGAGAAAUUAAUGGCCUUCGUGGGUGGUUUCCGGCCAAAUUCGUUGAGGUUGUCGAUGAACGAGGCAAGAAUUAUUCGAUAUUUGGAGAUGAAGCAGUUUACCCGGAAAUUACCGACAAAAUACGUGGACGUCUUUCGACUGCUUUAAAGGCUAUUUUGGAACAUGGAUUUCGAAGAACUGGUGUUUUGAACUUGGCAACGCAUCCAUGGAUUUUCAUAGAAGAUAUAGCGCAAGAUUACGUGCGAGAUCGAUAUAAAGCAGUCCAUUCAAGAUUGACUCUUUGUAGUACUUUUAGUCUGGAUCAAGAUGGCAAGAUUCUAACUCCGGAGGAACUUUUAUUCCAAGCCGUUCAGUUAAUAAACGAAUCUCACAAUAUAGUUAAUAGCCAAAUGGAUGUGAAGCUCCGUUCACUUAUCGCUUUCGCUGCAAAUGAACAAUGCCUUCAUUUAUGGUUUGAUCUGCUUUGCAGCUGUUCAUCUCAGGAUUCAAUAAGAAAGAAAUAUUAUCAUGCUUGGUCAUUUAUAAGAUCACCAGCUUGGCGACAGAUCAAAUGUGAACUUAAAUUGCUCACACAACUUAGUUUUAAUCUCCGCAUUGAUUACGAGAUAGCCUCUAUUUAUAAAAAUAAAAAAUCUUUCGAUCUGAUUCACAAAAAAAAAGUAAUCUAUUUUAAACACUUCGAAUAA